Molecule: messenger RNA, 1787 nt
Organism: Rubroshorea leprosula
Lineage: Eukaryota; Viridiplantae; Streptophyta; Magnoliopsida; Malvales; Dipterocarpaceae
Source: the annotation of a GenBank genome assembly
GAUUUAAUUGAUAAAAAAUUUUAAAAAUAUAUUCUUUAGAGUUAAGGAAUAAAAAAUAUUUAAAAUAAUUGAGGGGUGAAAAUUUUUUAAAUUCUAAAAUUGAGGGCCUAAAACUGGUACCCACUCGCCGGGUUUCACUGUGCCGUGGUGAGAUAUGUCUACAGAUGGGAAAUGGUGCUACAUAGUUUUUUGGGUUGUGACCAAAUCGUCUGAAAAAUGGGGUCCAUCAAGAUGGGAAUUGUUGAAGAAGAGAAUGAAGGAUGCAUGCCCUUCCUGCUACUCGGCUUCUGGGAUUUCCUAUUACUGUUCAGAAUUGCAGUCACCAAAGCCUCCUGAUGUGUUCCUGCUGAAGCUUUGUUGUUAUGAUAGAAUAGGGCUUUUACACGAUGUGACAGGAAUUCUCUGUAAGCUUGAGCUCAUUAUAAAGAAAGUGAAGGUGUCUACCACCCCAGAUGGGAGAGUCAUAGACCUAUUCUUCAUUACAGACACCAGGGAACUAUUACACACACGUGAUAGACAGGAGGAAACCUAUAAAGCCAUAGGUGAAGUAUUGUGGGAUAGCCUGAUAAGCUGUGACAUAGAAAUGGUUGGCUCUCAGCUCACUGCUUGUUCUCAGGCAUCUUCAUUCCUUCCAUCUGUGAUAACAAAAGAUAUUUUUCCCUUGGAAAUUUCCAAUGAACUUCCAAGUGUGUCUAUGGCCAGUAGUAUUUCAGUCAGAAUGGACAACUCUUUUAGUCCUUUUCACACAGUUGUUGAAAUCGUUUGCCAAGAUCACAAAGGUCUUCUUUAUGACAUAAUGAGAACUCUAAAGGAUUACAAUAUUCAGAUUUCUUAUGGACGCUUCUCUGUUCUACAAGGAGGGAAGUGUGAGAUCGACUUGUUUAUCAUGCAAGCUGAUGGUAAGAAGAUGGUUGAUCCCAACAAGCAGAAUGCAUUAUCCUCUCGUCUACGGAUGGAGCUGCUUCAGCCACUCAGAGUAGCUUUGGUCAGCCGUGGUCCUGAUACAGAGCUUCUGGUUGCAAACCCUGUUGAGUUAUCUGGCAAGGGCCGGCCUCUUGUUUUUCAUGAUAUUACUCGUGCUCUCAAGAUGCUUGAUACUUGCAUCUUCUCGGCUGAGAUUGGGAGGCAUAUGAUUGGAGACCGGGAAUGGGAAGUAUACAGAGUUCGAUUGGAUGAAGGUAAUGGCUUUCCCAUUCCACAAGCCAAGAUUACAAGAGGAGUUUGGAAUAUGUUGAUGGGGUGGGAGUAACUACAACUGCUAUCAUGCCAUGUUACUUCCUCUUGGAUUGCCAUGGCUCCAUGUACAGUACUGUGAUCUCACCCACCAAAUGCUUAUAGGUCUAAAUUAUGGGUCAUAUGCUAUUAAAUUUCCCAUCUCAAGGUUGCAGCUUCCACGGGACUAAACUAACUUUAGCGUGAAGAUGAGGACUUGAUAGUAAGGAGAUAAGGAAUGGUAAAGCUCUCCCAGUAUGAACACUUGGAAAGUUGUAGCACAGAGGUUAGAUUCCAUACAUAUCAGACGUAAAUAUCUUUUCUGUGGGUCAGUUGAGAUAAUAUCAAGCAACCCAACAAAGUUUCUGUAUAUUAUUUUCCCCCUUGCCCCAUGUGCAUAAAUUAUCUAUGUAGAUAAGAUUGGUGGAGUAGCAUUUUCAAUUUUCCGCAUGAUGAAUGAUUAGAUGGCACAUAUCUCUGAUCUUUUCUCCCUUGAGCAUAACAUUUCCCAUGUAUAUUGAUGUAUAUGAUCAUGUUGUGUUGUACGUUUUCCUCAAUGAAUCUGUGCCCUGAAA